Molecule: messenger RNA, 4546 nt
Organism: Neofelis nebulosa (Clouded leopard)
Lineage: Eukaryota; Metazoa; Chordata; Mammalia; Carnivora; Felidae
Gene: CSNK1G3
Product: casein kinase 1 gamma 3
Exons: 14
Coding region: 726-2096 (456 amino acids)
Biological process (GO): peptidyl-serine phosphorylation; positive regulation of canonical Wnt signaling pathway; endocytosis
Cellular component (GO): nucleus; plasma membrane; cytoplasm
Molecular function (GO): ATP binding; protein serine/threonine kinase activity
Source: RefSeq, a predicted model, not a curated record
CUCUACUCGGCUCUUUUCGCUGAUGCGGGAGCUUGGGGGCCACCGCCGCUAGAGAGACGCUUUCCUUUUUUUAUUUUUUUUCCAUGUGUUCACUUCCGGGUCCGGCGCCGAUCCGGAUGCUCGAGGCAGAAGGAUGUUUGACCUCCGGAUAAGCGAGGCGCCGCUGUGCAUUCAUUCCCGGCUGCAUCGGUGGCGACAGCAGCGACCCGGGCGGCGACUCUCCGGCCAGAGGCGGCGGUAGGAGGCACCGGCAGUAGUGCGGGGACCGAGUCCGAGCCGAGCUGCGUUCCCUCCCUCGCUCGUUCCUUCCCCCCCUACCUCGCUCGCUCCCUCCCUGCGUGGCUCGCUUUCCUCCUCCGGUCGCCGGCGGGUGUGAUGUGCCGCCGCCGCUGCCCCCGCCGCCGCUGACUGACGGAGCAGGGGGCGCCGCCCGCGCCCGGGACCGACCCCGCGAGCUCGCGGCCGCGCCUCUGAGCUCUCUAUCAAUAUCAGCUUACAUCGUUGAAAGGAUAAUUUGGAAGACAUGUUUUGCUGAAAGGACAACUGAGAAAAAUUUUACGAAUGGGAUGAACACGCGCCAGUUAACAGACUACCUACUGCAAUUUGAAUGUUAACAAUUACCCACCUGGUACAGUUAACCUAGUGAUGUACCUAUUCUCACAAUACCCUAUUUCAGUGUGCUUGUCUUGAUUAAAGAAUUCAAAGUGGAGUACCGCAAACUUGAUAUGGAUAAUAAAAAGAAAGACAAGGACAAAUCAGAUGAUAGAAUGGCACGACCUAGUGGUCGGUCGGGACACAAUACUCGAGGAACUGGGUCUUCAUCUUCUGGAGUUUUAAUGGUUGGACCUAACUUUAGAGUUGGAAAAAAAAUUGGAUGUGGCAAUUUUGGAGAAUUACGAUUAGGGAAAAAUUUAUAUACAAAUGAAUAUGUGGCAAUUAAACUGGAGCCCAUGAAAUCCAGAGCACCACAGCUACAUUUGGAAUACAGAUUCUACAAGCAGCUAGGAUCUGGAGAUGGUAUACCUCAAGUUUACUAUUUUGGCCCGUGUGGUAAAUACAACGCCAUGGUGCUCGAACUGCUCGGACCUAGUUUGGAAGAUUUGUUUGACCUGUGUGACAGGACGUUUUCUCUGAAGACUGUUCUCAUGAUCGCUAUCCAGCUGAUUUCUCGCAUGGAAUAUGUCCAUUCAAAGAACUUGAUAUACAGAGAUGUAAAACCUGAGAACUUCUUAAUAGGACGACCAGGAAACAAAACCCAGCAAGUUAUUCAUAUUAUAGAUUUUGGUUUGGCAAAGGAAUAUAUCGAUCCAGAGACAAAGAAACACAUACCAUACAGAGAACACAAGAGCCUUACAGGAACAGCUAGAUAUAUGAGCAUAAACACACAUUUAGGAAAAGAACAAAGUAGAAGAGAUGACUUAGAAGCUUUAGGUCAUAUGUUCAUGUAUUUUCUGAGGGGCAGUCUUCCUUGGCAAGGUUUAAAGGCUGACACAUUAAAAGAGAGGUAUCAGAAAAUUGGAGAUACAAAACGAGCCACACCGAUAGAAGUGCUGUGUGAAAAUUUUCCAGAAGAAAUGGCAACGUAUCUUCGUUAUGUAAGAAGGCUAGAUUUUUUUGAAAAACCAGAUUAUGACUACCUAAGAAAACUUUUUACUGACUUAUUUGAUCGAAAAGGAUAUAUGUUUGAUUAUGAAUAUGACUGGAUUGGUAAACAGUUGCCUACUCCAGUGGGCGCCGUUCAGCAGGAUCCUGCUCUGUCCUCAAACAGAGAAGCACAUCAACACAGAGACAAGAUGCAACAAUCCAAAAAUCAGUCGGCAGACCACAGGGCAGCUUGGGACUCCCAGCAGGCAAAUCCCCACCAUUUGAGAGCUCACCUUGCAGCAGACAGACAUGGUGGCUCGGUACAGGUUGUAAGUUCGACAAAUGGAGAGUUAAACACAGAUGACCCCACCGCAGGACGUUCAAAUGCACCCAUCACAGCCCCUACGGAAGUAGAAGUGAUGGAUGAAACCAACUGCCAGAAAGUGUUGAACAUGUGGUGCUGCUGUUUUUUCAAACGAAGGAAAAGGAAAACCAUACAGCGCCACAAAUGACUCUGGACACAGACAGAUCAUGGGGAGUUACUUACGUGUUCAUCUGCUGUCUUGUGAUUAAAAAUCAUCUCCGUAGUGACCACAUACAUUUUCGAGGACUCGCUCGUAGAAACAAAAAUGUCAUACAUACUUUCAUACUUCAUUUUGUGGUUGUCUUACAUUCAUAUUUUUUUCUAAUUUAACUUUUAUGGAAGCUUUAAAGUUUUGUCGAAACAUGAGUGCUUUGCCCGUCGAUGAACGGAAUGGACCAAUGAGGUGGUGUCGAUGAAUACCGUUCUAAGGACAUUUUUCAGAAGCUCUCCUCCUGUUGUAGAAAAAGCAGUACAGUAUCUUCAGUGUCAGCCAGUUAUAUACCUGAUCUGGUUUUUGAUAACUUCUGUAAGAGCAUAAUCAAACAGGAAUGUCCCUCCUCCCCCCCCCGCUCCCCCGCCCCCCGCCCGGUGGAUAGUGCAACAGAGAAGACACCGUUGCCCCAAAAUGUAAAAGAAGUUAUUUUACGGGACGUUCCUUUCUUGUGUGGCAUCUGCAUCGAUUUCAGUAUUACUGAUGGUACGGCUGUGCGUGAGUCAUAUUAACAUUCUCUCUGUGAAAUCAUGGUACAGUCACUGCCCAGAGGUACUGAGGAAAAACGCUGUCGGGGUGCGGCCGAUGGUAGGUGGUAAAAUGGAAUCACGAGUCGCGUGGUAAAUACGAGCUCUGCUUUUGUUGCACCACUUUGUGAAGUUCAGUGUUGCUGAAGUGGCAAAAGCGCUUUUUUUAAAAGAAGAAAAAAAAAAGCAAAAUAUUUGUAUAAUGUAACUUUAUGCUUCCAGAUAAUAAUGUAUGUUAGACAGCAAGAAGCGAAUACUUUGAGAAAUGAAAUAUGUUGGAGUUUUGUUUUUGUUUUUGUUUUUUUAAAAUACACUAAGGAGAAGAAAUAAAUGUGAAUCUCAUCGCGAUGUGUAAGGUUGAAGUCUGAGGAGAUCCCACUGAAGCCUCCUGCUGAAUGAUUACACUCUCCCUUGAGCAGAAAACUUCGAUGUGCCAUGCAGUGGUGUCUGUUUGUUAAUUAUUUGCUCUUUGAUUAAAAAAAAAAAGAAAGAAAAAGAAAGGACCCCCAGCAAUAAAGACUGGGUCACUCUCUUGCCCUCUGUGCACAUUAGCCUCUUGUAUUCAACUUUGCUGGUUCUCUGGAAUUUUCCUACCUUUUAGUAUAAUUUUGAUGAGUGAGAACUAUUUUGGAAAGGAUGGGUCAGGUGCUUUGCCUCCACAGUCUGUUGAAGUGCCUGCAUAUGAACAAAAGUUAAUCGUUCUGCACAAACAGGAAGCCCAGUCUGCUCUUUUAAGUGUGCUUUGUUUGAAGCCAUAAAGAUACAGGUGUAUUUGGUCACAUUCUGCCAGCCAGAAGUUUCAAGCAGAGUUAAAACAAAAUGACUGGCCAGAAAAAGAAUCACGUUUUUUCAGAUCGCACACUCACCUUUCAUUUAUGAAAUUGUUACUUACUCUUCCCACGCAGCCCUUCCUUUGUCUUCAGGCAGCCUGCCUUCAGGCGUGCUUAUUUAUUUUUCUCGUCGCAAGGUAACAUUUAAAAUGUGUAAUGAAAGUAAAUAAAUUACCUUUUUGACUUCCUUAUUGCAUUUACAGGGAUUUGAUUGUAUCCGUAAUUUAUUUUCCUUAGUAGCCACAAGUUCCGUGUAUCGUUUUUGCUGAAUUAGGUGCCCACACAGAUACCGCAAAUCGGGACAUUGUUUAUCAUCGUUGCUCUGAAUCCUGCGAUCGUUUCAAGUUCUUGAUUUGAAAGGCCCACGCUCAGCCUAGAAGGCAUUUGCUGUAUAGUUUGGUCAACAGUUUUCCAUUCUUUCUGUCUGUAUACUGUCAUGAUGUCUCAAACGACAGGAGUUCCAUACUGAGGUUUUCUUUUCGUUUUGCCUUGAGCAACCUAGAUGGAUGUUUUGGCCGUUAUAAUGUGAAACCACUUCUUUCUUUACAGUAUUUGACCAAAUUUGUGUGUCUAUGAUAUUUGUAAAUACAUGCGAUACCUGUAUUUCUUACCAUAAGUCUAUUUAGUUUUAUUCUCAGUAGGGUUUUUGGACUGUACAGUGUUUAUAUGAUCUGAACUCCUUAUACAUAAGAAGGUGUGUAUAUUAAUCCAAUUAUGGACUUAAAAUAUUUUAAAAGUAUAAAUACCCUUAUUUGCUGCAAAGACCAGUGUGCAGACAUUUGCUUUCUAGCAAUAUUUUUAAGUGCUCCAUUUUAACGCCAAGGAGAGAGUCUUCUGGCGACACAAACUGGUCGGUAAUAGGUGAUGCAGGUAUGUUCAGGUUAAGCCAACAAUGUUUUGCAUUUUUAUGCUUCUUUUCUGUCAACACUAAUGAAGUCAACAUUGCCUGAAUGUCUGAAUAAUGAAACACAUCCCUGUUUAAAAGUAUGUAACUGAAAAAGAAAUAAAAAAUAAAGGUAGUUUUUUUAAA